AACGGUGCUUGUAGGUUUAUAGCAAGUCACAGACGAAAGAAGAAACUUCCUUAUUCAUGCCGCCAACCGCUUACUAAAAAUACCUAGAGGUCGAGGACGCAGUUUCUCUGCAAGAUUUAACGCCGCAGCUCUUUCCUUAAUGGAAGCCAUUUUUCAAAACCUCGAGGUCCGAGGAUGAGUGGUAGGGUAAAACAAGUUCCUUUAACAACAACAGGUGAUCAAGGAAGCAAUCAAUCUCAUCCAGGGAGAGGCAUAAAGCAGCAUAGUGGACUUCAAUAUGGAUUCUACAGUUCUCUCACCCAUUGUCAGAGGAGCAGUGACACCACAAGAGCAAACUCUGUUAAACGCCCCUUGUCAAUUAGAAAGUGGAGGAGCCAUCUUACUGCAGUUGUUGGAAUACAAAAUGGAUCUGCUUGAGGCUGUCGAGGAGCUGCACAUUCGAAGGGAUGCCGAAACCUGGUACGAAGAUCAGAUCGGUAAAGUGGUGUUAGAGAAACAGGAGCUGGAGUGGAAGAAGGAAUCCUUGCAACAUCAAAUCGAAACGGCUACAAACCAGCAUGCGCAGUCUCUCAUUGACGUCCAAAAGCAGUUACAGGCCACAUUAAGACACACGGAGCAGGAGAAGGGGAGAUAUCAGGCCAUCGCAGAGUUAAAAGAGAAGGAGAUUCGCAACUUGAAAGAAGAAAUGAAGUCGCUUCAGCUACUGAAGUACAACUUGGAAAAGAAAACCAACGACUUGGAGCAGAAGAUUGCUUUGCAGAUUCGGUCAAAAGAUAGUCACUUGAACCAGAUGAAAGAGGUGGAGAAACAUUUCAAAGCUCUAUCAACGCAGUGUAUUACAAUUAAGAAGGCCUAUGAGAAACUGGAGCAAAAUGUUGAUGAGGCUAUGAGAAUAAAUAAGAAACUGGCAGCUUCAAAUGAAAAACAUGAAGUGACAAUUGAGGCACUAAAAAAGGAGCUAGAGGAGGUCAACAGCAAGUUGAUCAAGGCAAAGUUGUCAUCAGUCCAACAUGACAAGGCCCACAGGCCACCGACACACACAGAACAGCAUCUACAGCAGCUGCGCCACUCGCUGAGCAUGGAAAAUGAAAUGAACAAGAGGCUAAGGGAUGAGUAUGCAGCAGUACGGUCCGAGAAACAAGAGGUGAUGACGUCAAUGCAGCACACUCAGCAGCUCUUGAUGUGCCAGACACAGACUGUGAGCAGACUAGAACUGCAGCUGCAGACACAAGAAGAGCAGUACAAGGCAUUCAAGAUGGAACAUCAAGUAAUGCUAGAGAAAUGCAAGGAAAUGGAAGACAAGGUCGCCCGACUGAUGCAUGAGCAGCAAGAUUUCCGAGCACUGAAAGAAGCACACGAUGACCUUCAACAGAAACACACUGAACUGUCUGCCCAAGUCAAAAUGCAAGUUCAGAAUAUACAUGAGAUAUUCCCCACUGAAGCAGAGGAAACCAGAGAGAGACCUCCUGAUGAACUCCAACCCAGCGCCAUGCAGCAUGUCUUUGGCAGCCAGCAGAACUCAGCUGUUUCUCCGAAAAAGAUUCUGGACUGUCUGGAAGAUACAACAACUAUGAACAAAUUGGAUGGCGAAACAGAAGGAUUCAAAGCCCCAAAUCCCCAUGUGAAUUCCCAAACUCAGCUACAAGCUCAAUGUGAGAAGUUAUUUUCCAUUCAGUCAAACAAAAAGCCUCUGGGACUCUCUGAAAAAACAAAUUGUGACGACAACCUGUUGGAUAAAAACAGAAACUACAACAGAAGUGAGAGGAUGUCUAAUCAAGUGUCAAACCCGACUUGUACUACUUUCCCUCAGUCUGGCUAUGAGUUGGACAACAGUGAAACCAUCAGUGAAAGCUCAGUCAUUGGAACAAACAAAUCAAACUCUGCCUGCAUGUCAAACAAUGACUUUCUAAAUAAAGACAGAACUUUUGAGGAUGGGGGUGCAAACAUGAUCAGAGCAGACUAUUGUGGCAUAGAUAAGGCAAAUACGGAAAGCAACAACACAAAGGAAAUGGAAAGGAAUACAAAUCAGGACAUGAACACUGAAGACGUCCUAGAAAAUGUAUAUGCUGGAGAGCUGAGAGAAAUUCCCAAUUCCCAAACAUCAGAGUGCUGUGGAAAGGGUGAACACGAGUCCAAAACAGAAACAACAGAGUUUGCAGAUGGAGGGAUAGAGAAAGGAAAGACAGAAACACCGAUAGAGGCCCAGAUCAUCCAUGAUAAAUUGAGCAACACUCAAUCAGACAUUGACUUCAUGGAGAAAAUAGUGGAUGUCUGUGAUGCAACCUGCAAUCAGAAGGACAUAGAGAAGGUUGCAUGUAAUAUUCCCAUGAACACAAACAAAGGGCAGUUGCUUCAAGAUAUUAGCAGUCCCACAGACCAAAGUAUAACUAAUGGCUGUAUUACAGUCUUGCAUGACUUGUGUCAAACCAAUGAAGCCUCCAUCAAGUUGUCACCAACUGCAGAUCAUGAAGUGGAAGACAAAACCCGAGAGGACAGGAUGGAUGAAACAACAGCUAAACUUUCUAAAACCCUGAGUCAGUCGCUUGACUCACUGACGAUUCCGCCAUUGACAGAACAUGAUAAUAUUACCAGUGAUAUAACUCUCACAGAUAACAUGAACGGUACAGAUACUAAUGAUAAGUUUGGGAAAACCAAGGAUGACACCAAAAAUGUGUCCCACAAUCAGAGUACCAUCGAGCAGGCAAAUAGACUGAUGGAUACCUCUCACCUGGAAACGGUCAGUUCUGACACGGAUUUGAAAAUGUCCAACCAAGAUAAUACCAUGGAUUCAAAGACCCCUGAAAGUGUUUUAUUAGGGUCAAUACAGUUGCAAGAUGGCAACGAUGAAUCAACUGAGAUUGAAGCCUCCAAAUGCCCCAAGUUGGCUGUGAAAGAAACCCUUGGCGAUGUGAUGGAAUUGUCUCUACCCAAGACUUACACGGACUGCAGUGGUGCUAUCAAAGAGACGGUUUUAUAUACAGCUACCACCAAUUCCAUCUUGCAUCCAAAUGUUCAGAACUUCCCUGUGCAUGAGAAAAAUGCAUUUGGUCCUGUUGGGCUAGUCACUGAGUCUCCAUGCACAACGUUCUUUAAAAGCCAGCACAGUAAAGUACCCUUAGUGACUACCAGAGCGGCCGACUUGUUUAAUGCUUCCGGUGUUUCUGGAUCCACAACAUUUGCCGGGAGACCCCAGCAGGGAGAGCAGAGCGUUGUCGGGGAGCGCUCCAGAGAGACAUCAACAGCAGAUGAGAGCAGAAUUUCCAAGUCCGUCCCAUCUUGCCCAGUAUCCAGUUUGUCCAGCACAUUCCCUUGGCAGCUUCCUUCUGGGUGUAGUAGGCCUCCUGCGUCCAGUGUGAGUCCACGGUCCCAGAAUACUUUUGAACCUUUGUGCUCUCAGGAAGUGCAGAAUUCGAUUCGAUCCCAGAUAUCGAAAAUCGAACAGUUCCUCAAAACUGAAAGACUCCACCUGUCCAAACGACGGCGUACGGACAGCUAAACCACCAAAACAAAAAAAAGCUGUGACUGACGAGAAGCUUUUCUGCUCCUUGAAUGGACCAAACACGACUUCAGUACAAAGUGAAGGUGGUCGUCCUGACGAAAGUUGACUGUUUCUCCGCCAUGGGCUUGAGGGCCUUCCAGAAAGUCUCUCCUCUGGUG
Messenger RNA from Doryrhamphus excisus (bluestripe pipefish), 3657 nucleotides. The record is from RefSeq and is a predicted model, not a curated record. NCBI's taxonomy places the organism in Eukaryota, Metazoa, Chordata, Actinopteri, Syngnathiformes, Syngnathidae.